AUGGCUUCCUCCUCCAGCAGCAGCAGCAGCAGCACGAUCUUCUUCGGCCGCUUCAUCGACGCUCCCUCCGCCAACGACCUGCGCAUCCGGACAGGCGCGGUGCUGGUGAGUCGGAAAGACGGCAGCGGCGUGAUCGAGAAGGCGGAUUGGACGGUCAACGGCCCCAACGAUGCGGCGAGCAAGUUGGGCGUUGAGGCGCCCGUCGUCACGGCGGGAGAGGAUGGGUUCUUCUUUCCUGGCUUCAUAGAUACGCAUAUACACGCACCGCAGUAUCCCAAUUGCGGCAUCUUUGGGAAAUCCACGCUGUUGGACUGGCUGGAGACAUAUACGUUCCCGUUGGAAUCUUCGCUGGGUACUUCCGCGUCGCCUAUGUGGGCGAAUGCCUCCAGUCCAGAUCCGCUUGCGCGCGCAAAGACCGUGUACUCGCGCGUCAUCGCUCGCACGCUGUCGCACGGGACCACGACGGCGUCUUACUUCGCCACGCUGUCCGUCCCGGCCACGAAUCUCCUGGCCGAUCUCGCCUUCAAGAAGGGCCAGCGCGCCUACGUCGGCCGCGUCUGUAUGGAUCUGGCCGAGACGUGUCCGCACUACUACCGCGACGAGUCCACCGAGGAGUCCGUCGCCAACGCUCGCGCCAGCAUCGAGCACUGUCGCGCCGUGGACCCCACCGGCGAGCUGGUCGCGCCCAUCAUCACGCCGCGCUUCGCGCCCAGCUGCAUGACCUCCACCCUUUCCGCGCUGGGCGAUCUGGCGCGCGAGCAGGACCUGCGCGUGCAGACACACAUCUCCGAGAACGUCAACGAAGUGGCACUCGUCAAGUCUCUGUUCCCCGAGCGCAACUCCUACACCGACGUCUACGACCACAGCCGCCUCCUCACGCCUCGCACCAUCCUGGCGCACGCCAUCCACCUCUCCAGCGAGGAGAUGGACACCAUCCGAGCCCGCCAAGCCAAGGUCUCGCACUGCCCCGCCUCCAACUCGGCCUUGGGCAGCGGCUUCUGCCCCGUGCGCGACCUGCUCGAUCGGGGCAUCGACGUCGGGCUCGGCACGGACGUCAGCGGCGGCUACCACCCCUCCAUCCUGGACGCGGCGCGCCAGGCCUGCCUCGUCAGCCGGCACGUCGGCUUCGUCCGCGGCGGCGAUAGCAGGUACAACGUCGGCGUGACGGAGGCGCUGUGGCUGGGAACGGUUGGGGGCGCCAAGGUCGUGGGCAUGGAGGGUCGGCUCGGCACUUUUGAGGAGGGCAUGCUCUGGGACGCGCAGGAGAUCUCGCUGGGUCGGGACGUUGCGGGCGGCGAGGACGCAGAUGUAGAUGUGCGAGACGGGGGCGUGGAUGUCUUUGGGUGGGAGACGUGGGAGGAUCGCGUGGCCAAGUGGCUGUGGAGUGGAGAUGAUCGGAACGUGGUGCGGGUGUGGGUUGGAGGCCGGCUGGUGCAUGAGUUGAAGAGUCGGUGA
Molecule: messenger RNA, 1455 nt
Organism: Cyphellophora europaea CBS 101466
Lineage: Eukaryota; Fungi; Ascomycota; Eurotiomycetes; Chaetothyriales; Cyphellophoraceae
Product: guanine deaminase
Exons: 2
Coding region: 1-1455 (484 amino acids)
Biological process (GO): guanine metabolic process
Cellular component (GO): cytosol
Molecular function (GO): zinc ion binding; guanine deaminase activity
Source: RefSeq, a predicted model, not a curated record